CCCAUACAGACCGUACCUAUUUCAUGUACCCAAAGUGGAUUCAUCAAGGAAGAUGAAGUGGGUUCCGAAUCCCAAGCCCGGGAAACAGGGAACAAUCCUUCCCAUGCCUUUUUCCUUAUUGAGCUAAUAGCAUACGAAAUACUAGUAUAAAAUCGAUGGUUAAGAUUUCCCCACAUCUAGUGCUGAGGGGAAGGUUGACUUCUCCAAUAUUUUCCCCAAGUUUACCCCAGUUUGUCCUACCUACCUUCUCAGUGCCCGAAGGAGCGCGUCUUACGCCGAGUGCAAUCGGCCCGUUCAUCGAAGUUGCGAGGGCCUAACGAGCGAAGGAGCGGUGGGUGGCCUCGUGAGUCCGUCGACAGUCUAGCUUCUGAAAAUACAAUGGCUGGUCAGUUUUCUACCUGAGGGUGUUUCCCAUAAAUAGUUGGGUUCCGAGAGAAGUGCGGUUGUGGUACCAAAGAGCGACAUUUCACAGCGGAGAAUCAACAAAAGAUGAAGAGCCUUAGAUUCCUCGCGGCCAUAGGAAGCGCCCAGGCAGCAUGCAGCGAGACAUUCGACUACAUCAUCGCCGGCGCCGGCACGUGCGGCCUCGUGCUCGCGAACCGACUAUCAGUGGACCCUAAUAUCCGCGUAGCCGUGAUCGAGCCAGGCGAGGACGUGCGUAACAACGUGAAUGUGACGGAUCCGGCCCUGUUCACGAUACCGUUCGGUACAUCGAUAGACUGGCAAUAUUCGACAACGCCGCAGCAGGCAGCGGGGAACCGCACUAUUCCGUGGCACGCGGGCAAAGCCAUCGGCGGAACGAGCACAAUCAAUGGCAUGACGUACAUCCGCGGCGAUAAGGCGCAAUUCGACGCCUGGGAAGCCCUAGGCAACGAAGGAUGGAACUGGGACGCGCUGUACCCGUAUUUCAAGAAAGCCGAGCAGUUCACCGUGCCGAGCGCUGCGCAGACGGCUGCAGGGGCCACAUAUGAGCCCUCGGCGCACGGCGACGCGGGGUACGUGCACACGGGAUAUCCCUUCUCCCUGAUCAACGGGAGUUUCAACGCGCUCGCCGUGGACACAUGGGCGGCGCUGGGACAUCCGCUUAACGAGGACCCAAAUGCCGGGAGCGUGUACGGGUUCUCUGCUUGGCCGCAGACGCUGGACCGGGACCAGAAUAUCCGCUUCGACGCCGCGCGCGCGUAUUACUACGCUGUUGAGGACCGGCCGAAUUUGACGCUCAUCAAGGGCACGGUGAAGAAGAUCAUUUGGUCUGCGGAGGCUAGCGAGACUUCUGUUGCUGAGGGCGUGGAGUAUGUGGCGCCUGAUGGGACGCUUCGUAAAGCGACGGCUGCUAAAGAGGUGAUAUUGUCUGCUGGUGCGUUGCGAUCGCCUCUUAUUCUCGAGAGCUCUGGUGUUGGGAACCCAAAUCUUCUCAGCAGCCUUGGAAUCAAGACGCAGAUCGACCUCCCAGGCGUUGGAGAGUACCUUCAGGAACAACCUAACACGGCCAUCGGCUACACUUUCUCACAGAACAUCUCGGGAACAGCUCCGUACGCAACCUUCUCAACGGCGAAGGACAUGUUCGGCGACGAGGUCUCGAGUAUCGAGGCAACCACGUCAGCUCAGAUACCAGCCUGGGCGGAAAAAGUGGCAUCUGCCAGCAACGGCGGAGUCGACGUAGCAAAAGUCGAGAAGCUGUUUCGCAUCCAGCAUGAUCUUAUAUUCAAACAGAACGUGACUAUCGGGGAGACGUUGACGGCUAUAUACUCGGGAGCUGUCGUAUCUGCCUGGUGGCUUCUCCUUCCCUUCUCUUGGGGCAGCGUCCACUUGACAUCCGCUGAAGCCAUCAACGCUCCGGCCAUCGACCCUAGGUACUUCUCCGUAGACUUUGACCUCGAUGUACAGAUUGGUCUCGGCCGUAUUGCGCAGGAGUUCUGGCACACGAAGCCCAUAGGUGAGUUCCGGGGUGCAAGUGUGAUACCUGAGGAUGAGGGUGUCUUGCCGCUGAAUGCGACACGUGAGCAGUGGACAAGUUUUAUUUCGGAUACCUUGUCACCUAACCACCACCCCAUCGGAACAGCUUCCAUGAUGUCCCGCGAGCUUGGUGGCGUAGUGGACUCUAAGCUGAAGGUCUACGGCACGGAAAAUGUUAGGGUUGUGGAUGCGUCGGUGUUGCCCUUGCAGUUUAGUGGUCAUCUCACUGCUACGUUGUAUGCUGUGGCGGAGAGGGCUGCCGAACUGAUCAUGGAGACCGCCCAAAAUUAGACUUAAUAAGGCCCAUUGGAGCUACGGACUGUGGAUGUGGUGUAUAUUAUCCUCGACAUAUGUUUAAUGGGAUGGUGACUCAUUGGUAAAGGCUUUUGGUUUGGAUGUUGCUGCAGGCACAAGUAAAGCAGAGAGGUACUCACUUCACAGAUGAAUCUCUUGCCCACAACUUGUUGCAGUGAUGACCCCCUUGUAAUGUAUCAAAAUAUAUCACAUUGAGUUCAUAGAGGAACUGAAUAGCUAGGCUAUCUAUUAUUAGCCUCCA
Xylaria bambusicola is the source of this 2512-nucleotide messenger RNA. Its product is annotated as GMC oxidoreductase. Gene Ontology annotation, molecular function: flavin adenine dinucleotide binding; oxidoreductase activity, acting on CH-OH group of donors. Lineage: Eukaryota; Fungi; Ascomycota; Sordariomycetes; Xylariales; Xylariaceae. The record is from RefSeq and is a predicted model, not a curated record. The coding region runs from base 490 to 2247 and encodes 585 amino acids. The transcript is spliced from 4 exons.